Molecule: messenger RNA, 7385 nt
Organism: Haliaeetus leucocephalus (bald eagle)
Lineage: Eukaryota; Metazoa; Chordata; Aves; Accipitriformes; Accipitridae
Gene: SMCR8
Product: Smith-Magenis syndrome chromosome region, candidate 8
Exons: 2
Coding region: 91-2898 (935 amino acids)
Cellular component (GO): guanyl-nucleotide exchange factor complex
Molecular function (GO): GTPase activator activity
Source: RefSeq, a predicted model, not a curated record
GGGCCUCCCGCAGGGCCCGGAGGUGGCGGGGGAGGGAGACGACCGGGGAGGGCCCUCGCUGCUCCAUGUCGAUCCCCUCCUGCGGGAAAUAUGAUCAGCGCCCCUGACGUGGUGGCCUUCACCAGAGAAGAGGAGCUGGAGGAUGAGCUGUGCAGCGAGCCGCCCCUGCCCGAGGAGUACUCGGUGCCGCUCUUCCCCUUUGCCAGCCACGGCGCCAACCCCUGGGCCAAGGUCGCCGGCUCCAAGUUCACCCGGGACUUCAUCCUCAUCUCCGAGUUCUCGGAGCAAGUGGGGCCCCAGCCCCUCCUGACCAUCCCCGAUGACGCCAAAGUGUCGGGCACUUUCGAUCUCAAUUAUUUUUCCCUUCGGAUCAUGUCUGUGGAUUACCAGGCUUCCUUUGUGGGGCACCCUCCCGGCUCUGCCUACCCGAAGCUGAACUUUGUGGAGGAUUCCAAAGUGGUGCUGGGGGACUCGAAGGAAGGGGCCUUUGCGUACGUGCACCACUUGACUCUCUACGACCUCGAAGCCAGGGGUUUUGUGAGGCCCUUCUGCAUGGCCUAUAUUUCUGCUGACGAGCACAAAAUCAUGCAGCAGUUUCAGGAACUCUCUGCAGAGUUCUCCAAAGCCUCCGAAUGCCUAAAGACAGGGAACAGGAAAGCUUUUGCUAACGAACUGGAAAAGAAACUGAAAGAUCUCGACUACACCAGGACUGUCCUGCACAACGAAACCGAGAUACAGAAGAAAGCCAAUGACAAAGGGUAUUACACGACCCAAGCCAUCGAGAAGGCCAACGAGCUGGCCAGUGUGGAAAAGUCUAUCAUUGAGCACCAAGAUCUGCUGAAACAAAUCAGGUCGUAUCCCUACAGGAAGCUGAAGGAGUCUGACUUCCACCCCUACGAGCCGGAGUGUGCGCUGGACCAGGCCAACACAGGCUGCGAUCAGGACCUGACUACCUCCGACCUUGCUGAGCCUGGUGAAACGCACCUUUAUGCCCACGUGCCCUCCUAUACCCCCAAGCUUAUCAAAGCAAAGUCUGCCAAAUGCUUUGACAAGAAGCUGAAGACGCUGGAGGAACUCUGUGAUAUUUAUUUUUUCACCCAAACUCUUGACCAGUUGCACCAGAUCGAGAGGACUUUCAGAGGUGACGUGUGCUACCUCCUGACAGACCAGAUCAGCAGGGCACUCUUAAAGCAACAAAGUGUAACUAACUUCCUCUUUGAGGAUGUAUCUUUUCUGGAUGAAAAGCCACCUGAAAAACAGUACAGAGGCUGCCAGGGGCUCAGUCAAGAUGCUGUUGACAGAAAGUGUUUGGAAGAGUCCCCCGCUCCUAAAGUGGUCAUCAGCCUGGGAUCCUACAAGUCCAGUGUGGAGUGUGUGCCCAUCAAGAUGGAGCAGGAAAUCGAGGACUCCCAAGAACCCAAAAUGACUGACUCCGUCACAUUCGAACACCAGGAGAAUCUGGACUAUCUCGAUGCAGAUAUUAAAGGCAGCAUCAGUAGCGGUGAGAGCAUCGAGGUUCUUGGAACGGAGAAGUCUGCGUCUGGCUUGACAAAAUCAGAGAGUCAGGCCAGCUUGCCUGUCAGCCCCAGUCCCCAGGUGGGCAGGAGCAAGGUGGGCAGCCGGCGGACUGUCAGCGAGGACAGCAUCGAGGUUCUCAGCACGUGUCCCUCUGAGUCGCUCAUCCCAGAAGAUUUCAAAGCGAGCUACCCAAGUGCCAUUAACGAGGAACCUUACAUGGACGAUGAAGAGGGAGGCCUUCGUUUCAUCCCCAAACUAAACCUGGACAAUACUGACGAGCAGGAAGACGUUUCAAAACAGGAAAACUUAGUGCAGGUUGAUUCUGCCUGUUGUAUCGGGAAGGAGAGUCCCAACUUCCUCGAGCCUCUGCCUGACCUGGGACAGAAGCCCUGCGACGAGGACGGGGUGGUCAGGAUCCCCCCGCAGCCAUACCGGCAGGCCGAGCAGGGGCUGCACGGAAGCUUUGGGGGCUUCCCCUCCCACAACGGCAUCUCAGGGGGGCUCCUUCCCUAUGAGCUCGACUCGCGCUACCUGACGGGCAACAGGGAGGUCAGUAAAAGCAGCCUGGAUGAAUGCUCGGACUCCAUGAGCUAUAUCAGCAGCGCUGCCUCCACGUGCUCUGACAGGACCCCUUCUCCCGCUCACCCCGCUUGUCAGGCAAGUGAAAGGCACAAAAAAAAGGCUGGCCAGAAUGCACUGCGGUUCAUCAGGCAGUACCCCUUCGCUCACCCCGCCAUCUACUCCCUACUCAGCGGGAGGACCCUGAUCGUGCUGGGGGAAGAGGAAGCGAUAGUCAAGAAGCUUGUGACGGCGCUCUCCAUCUUUGUGCCAAACUGCGGCAUUUAUGCCAAGCCCGUGAAGCACUGGGUCACUUCCCCUUUGCACGUUGUGGAUUUCCAGAAGUGGAAGCUGAUCGGGCUCCAGAGGAUGGUGUCGCCUGCUGGGGUGAACGUGCUGCACGCCCUGAGCCGAUACAGCCGGUAUGUCAGCAUUCUGGACGCCGACAGUAAGACUCUCCGCUGCCCGCUUUACAAAGGCACCUUGGUGUCCCGGCUGGCAGACCACCGCACGCAGAUCAAACGAGGAAGCACCUACUAUAUGCACGUCCAAAGUAUCCUCACCCAGCUGUGUUCAAAAGCCUUCCUCUUCACCUUCUGCCAUCAUUUGCACCUUCCCAUCAGUGAAAGGGAACCGGAGGAAUCCGUCGUGAAUCGCAGGAUGAACUUCCUGAAGCUUCAACUCGGCCUUGCCAAUGAAGAUAUCAAAAUUGUACAGUAUUUAGCUGAGCUGCUGAAGCUGCAGUACAUUCAGGAACCCGGCCGGGGGGUGAACCCUCUGCUCAGAUUUGACUAUGUUCCCAGCUUUUUGUACAAAAUCUAGCCUUGCGUGGGCUGUCUGCCUGCGUACUCAGAGUCUGACAAAGCUCAUCCGUGCUUGACAUUGACGCUGUCUGCAGUAGCUCUCAUAACAUCGGGAAGGGGCGAAGAAGACGAUGCGUUUGCAAGCGUCUCUGCUCCACAGAAAUCGGUGUCCAAGGGACCGGAUUUCUGUGUGGUUCCCUGUAGCCAAGAACGUAGAUGUUCCAUCACAUAAAACACCGGGCACUCUGUUUUUAAAUGUUAGAAGGGGCACUAUUAACUUUUAAAGCGUAUCAUGGCAGCAUCCCGGGGGAUUAUGGCAGGGAGAGAGAGGUGGGCUCUCUUGGGGAUCAAUACUUACUAGAGUGCAGCCCCCAAAACAACGCAGUGCUCCGUACACUUCUGCCAGAGCCCCAAAUGCUGUUGGUCCCUUCUGUGGAGCCAGGGCGGAGACCAGAGGGGAGAUGUAAAGGCCACGUGAAGUUUUUUAAUCCACCAGUGUCUCAUGUGAGUGUAGCUCAGAAGCUCCGUGGCAGGGUGGCAGUUCGCAGUUAUCCAUCUGUGCGCAGCGGUAGCGGAUGGUGUGUCCCUUCCUGCAUUUUUCUGAGUUUCCUGACACUUCCCAGGACAGGUUGUCCCUGGGUGGAUGGGAGUGCAGUGGAGACACAUGUGCUUCUCUCCAGAAAGAGUUUGCCAGUUUCCCUCAGCUUUGUUAAAAUCUGGAAUGUGGAAGGACUCCUUAACGCUAGUGAGCACCGAGGUGCCCGCUGCUGUGAAUGUAGAGCACUGUGCCUUUUUAAUUUGUCAUGUCCUGUUUGCUGAGCGACCUCCAACAAGGGUGGGAGGGAGACCGGGAAUCCUCAAAGCGUGUGACAUCAAGGGUGGCCUUUUAAGGAGAGAGGGGAACUGAGGGGUGGGGGCUCAUUUUUAGGUGCUUUUUGUGAUGGGGAAACGAACAGUGCAAUUCAGCUGAAGCUACGCUGUGAGACAGCAGGCUGUUAGAGCAGGCUGCCUGGCUGGUGAGAUACUAGUGCUCAGGAGAGAUUGGGGAUGAAUGUACUGGAUUCGACGUUGUAUCUGUAAAAGUUUUGGGUUUGUUUGUUGGUUUGUUUUUUUUUUUUUGUUGGGGAGCUGACUUUUGUCCUUUAUGGUAAAGCAGGGUCAGCGUCACUGCAUGCUGCUUCUGGCUGAGCCUUUGUCGUGUCUCGACUACCUCUCCCAGGGUGCUCCUGGGUAGCUCUGGACGGGGCAGAACUGCCGCUCUCUGAGCCUGGAUGCUGGGGACUUGCCUUUCAAAGCUUCUACACCGCUGCCUGUGCCGUAAAGGUUGUGCCACUGGCAUGGUGACGCUCCCAGAUUGUUCCUGACAGUGUGGAAAGCUUUGUACCCGAGCACAGUGCUUCCCUCUGGAGUCCCAUAGGAGAUGCUGCUCCUUGGCCACUGGUCCUGGGCUGUGGUCUGCUCUGCCCAGUGCUAUGUGGCGGUAGCAGCCCCCAUGGUACUUCUAAGCAAGAAAAGCCUUGCUAGGAAAUAUCCUUGGUUUUAUUUCUUUUUAGCAUUCUUCUGAUUGUGGGGUGAGAACAGCUGAGAUUGUACAAAAUGAGCUGAUGUGUUGUUUGGUUUGGGUUUUGUUUUGGUUUUUUUUUUUUUUAAACCUCUGUUUAUUGUGAUGAUGUGAGGCAGUGCUGGAGAUGAAUGUAAUGUUCCUUUUGUGCCUGGGGAAGUUUCUGUGUAUGGUCUGGCAUUUGUCAGCGUGGCUUAGACCCCACUGAAACUUGCUGCGAGAAACGCACUGCUCUGAAACCUGUGUCCUGAAGGCAAGGAGGCUCCUUGGGGACGCUGUCGUCUGGCACCAGCACCUGCACUUCGGUACUGCUGCUGCCUCUUUCUCUCCUCUGGAAAGGGCUCUCUGGGGUAGUGCGGGAGAUAUAAACCAGCUGGGCAGGAAGGCUAUUUUAAAUGUUAGUGUUGUUUCUGGUGGCUUACAGUGAGGUCAGCUCAGCCGGGCAAGCUGAGCUCGUGGUAGUCUCCAGAGGGAUUUCCAAGGUCAGGGGUUGCUUGUGAUGGUGUUUUUAGGUCGCAUUUGGGAAGCAGUGUGGUGUCACAUUUGCUGAAGGUGAGCAGUGUGCCUGUGUGCGGGGCUGCACGCCUUUAAAACAUAUUUAAAGGCCUUUUCCUUUCCUAACUGCGCCCUCCUGUUGCAUGUGAACUGGGUCUGCUGGUGAAAGACUUCCAUGUCCAUGGAAAAUGCCUGCUUUCUGAAGUGACUUCAGGUGUCCCCUUGUCGACUGGAGUGCACCCGAACGGCUUCCACACUAAAGCUGAGGCGAGAUUCCCUGGGGGAAAAGGCAUCUCAGUGAGUAAUGCAGGUGACAUCGGGCAGUGGAAAAGCUCCCUGCGUCCUGCCUGACCCGCAGCUCUGGAGAAGCGCUCAGCACGGGAGCUUGUUUCCUGUUGGAAAAUGACCUGAUGCUGUUCGGGUUUGAGGAGGGAGGGACAAACUUUUUUCCUGCUGACUCACUCACAUCUUCCUCCAGGCUGACAGCGCAGAGCAGCGGAGCAGGAUCGAUGAUUAGUGUUGGCUGAUCUCUUAGUCACAGUGGUCUUGACCUGUGUUCAGCUGCACUCAUAAAUUGAUAAAUAACUCCUCCUUGCUCCUUCUAUCAAACCUGUAGUAUCUGAUAUUCAAGGCUGUGUUGAGCAAUACUUGCACUACCACCUGUCUGACCUGCUUCAUCUCUCUGCCACAAAGCAGCUCUGAUUUGGGACGAUGUCCUGGGGGCUUUGCUGGGACGUCUCCCAUUUCAAAACAGGAGCUCCGUGCUAUCCGUAACUCAGCUCUUUAAGCAGGAGCUGUGGGGAAACACACCUUGGAGUGCUUGUCCUCCUAAAGCUGGCUUGUGGUGGGGUAACCUCUGAGCUUGGACUCCAGGAAAGGGGGAAUUACCUCAGGCUCUGGCACCUCGGUGCAGUGGGAGCCCAGCCUGCCCUCGCUGCUUGUGGUGCCCACAAUGGUGGCAGAAAUUGGGGGGGAGUCUGAGUGCAGCUGGUGGUUUGGGAGCUGAAUUCCUCUUUGCUCAGUAAUUUCUCUGUCUGACCUUCUACUCCUGUACAGUAAAGAUCCCUAUAUUGGCACUUUAAGACUUUUUCCUCAUCUUCGCUGUGUUACCUCACUGGUUUCUGAUAUUAGCAGACUUAUAACAAGUUACGAUCUUCGCACUAACAGCUCCCGCAAUGAAUCUUGGCAUGUGUGUUCGUCGGCUUACACCGCACCGCCCGAGCGCCGCGUGCUGCCGUCCAGCCAUCCUUCCACCACAAGCAGGGCAGGUUCCUCGCAGCCGCAGUGCAAUACUCACCAGCCCUCCCGCACCGAACCUCCAGCCGCCAGAACCAGCGGUGCCGUGCAUGACUGUCGCCUGCUUCCGUGAGUGCUGCCAGCAUGCCCCCGCCUCCCGCACGGCCAGCUCUGGCUCCCUCCUCUCUCUGCUGGCUGUCAGGGAGAGGAGGCUUUAAGCCUGACGGAGAAUUCAUCAGAGCAAAAGCCUCCCCUGGCCGUCUGCUGCCUGGUCGGGAGGACAAAGCUCCCUUUUCUUACUCCUCCGCUUCCCUGCCUUGAGAGACUCUGCCUGCCAGCCCCUGCUCUACUCUACACUAGCCCACUGCUUUCAGAUCCCACCCCGAGGAGGGUCAGCCAUAGGAGUAGGCGAUAUUAACCCUACACAGGUUUCAUUUCUCAGAGAAUAGUGCUCGGAUUUACUUUCAUCCAGUAGCAAUCACUUCUAAGCAGCUCCAAAGCUGUCUUGCCUUGACUAGGGAAGUACUGCCUAUACUCUAGCAAUAUUCACCAUUUUGUAAGGGGUGGGAGAGGGGCUUGAGGGGUGAGAGCUUUUUAUUGAGUGGGGGGGGGCCUGAGCCCCCAGUCUGGUGGUGGGUGACAGCCCACACUGUGGAUUCAGCAUCUCAGAGAGCUGGGCAGGACCCGGGGCUUGUCGCAGCACUUCGAAAAGGCUCCUGUAAUAAGGUACGAUGGGAAACUUAGCGAGCUGCCCAGGCUAAAGGAGAGUGCCUGCUCCGCACGGUGCCCCACUAGCACAAUGUCAGAGCAACAGACUGUACCCCGAUAUUGGAGGGGUCACAAAUCCACUGCACGCUGGUCCCCGAGAUGCGUUUUAACUGGAAGGCAGAAACACAGGGUACCCGGUCCCGCUGGCUGCCUCGCUGCCGGCACGGGGAUGGGGCUGGGCUAAGAGCUGCCUCUGAGGGCUGCAAGGAGGCUGUGAUGAAUUCUCAUCUUAUUUUAAAGCACUGUAUCCUAUUACUGCAUGUUGAGUUACGUGUGUGUGCCUGUGCGUGCCGAAUGCUUGCAUCGGUAGUUAGAGCGAGUGUGACCGGGAGAAAUCCAAGAAGCAUGUCUUAGUGUCGUGCUGUAAGUGUUACUGCACAAGAGUUUAACAGAUGUUAACACCAAAUGACUAGUCUGAGAAAUGUACUUUUAAAAAAAAAAUUAUU